UUUAACACCUUUUCCAGGACAGUCACAAUGGCUAUGAUAUCAGAGUUUCUGGGACAGCUCGCUCUCAACACUGGGGCCCCUGAACCCAAAUACCCCACUGUGGUACCUGCUAUGGACUUUGACCCUGACAGAGAUGCUGCCAGAAUAGAGACUGCCAUCAAAACCAAAGGAGUGGAUGAACAGACCAUCAUUGACAUCCUAGCAAAGCGCACCUACUCACAAAGAAGAGACAUUGCCUUUGCAUAUGAAAAGAGGGCAAAGAAGGACAUGAUCUCAGCCCUGAAGGGAGCGCUGUCUGGCUCUCUGGAAACAGUGAUCCUCGGAUUGAUGAAGAGCACGGCCCAGUACGAUGCCUCAUUGAUCAGAGGCUCUAUCAAGGGUGCAGGAACAGAUGAAGAGACGCUGAUUGAGGUUUUAUGCUCACGCAGCAACAAUGAGCUGGUGGAGAUCAAGAAGGUCUACAAGGAGUUGUUCAAGAAGGACCUGGAGAAAGACGUGGCAGGUGACACCUCUGGGAACUUUGCUAAGCUGCUCUUGGCUCUGGUGCAGACCAAGAGAGCAGAACCGACCGGUGUGGUAGACAAUGAAAAGAUUGAUGAAGAUGCCAGAGCACUCUAUGAGGCUGGGGUGAAGAUUAAAGGAACUGAUGUGCCGACCUGGAUCUCCAUUAUGUCUGAGAGAAGCGUACCCCACCUGCAAAAGGUGUUUCAAAGGUACAAGAGUUACAGCCCCUACGAUAUGCAGGAGAGCAUUAUGAAGGAAGUUAAAGGAGACUUGCAAAAGUCCUUCCUGGUGCUAGUGAACUGCUUUGAAAACAAACAGCUGUUCUUUGCCAACCGACUGAAUGAAGCCAUGAAGAGUAAAGGAGCCAAAGAGAAGAUGGUGACCAGAAUUAUUGUGUCGCGCUGCGAGGUGGACCUGGAAAAGAUCUGCUCUGAGUACAAGACCAACUUUGGAGAGUCUCUGCAGAAGACUAUUAUGGAACACACCAAGGGAGACUACCAGAAGGUGCUGCUCAGCCUGUGUGGACAAACUCUGCAGCAAAAGCCCAUAGUUUUUUAUAUGCACACCUCUUAAUGCAACAUUCAAGGAGAUACAUUUAUCUUAUAUCUUGAAACAUGAAUAAUCUGUAUUAAAGCUUACUUUUGUUAUAACAAAAUGGCAAUAAAGUCCUUU
Messenger RNA from Anoplopoma fimbria (sablefish), 1176 nucleotides. Its product is annotated as annexin A2-like. Lineage: Eukaryota; Metazoa; Chordata; Actinopteri; Perciformes; Anoplopomatidae. Bases 28 to 1077 code for a protein of 349 amino acids. The transcript has 12 exons. Gene Ontology annotation, cellular component: cytoplasm. Gene Ontology annotation, molecular function: cytoskeletal protein binding; calcium ion binding; phospholipase inhibitor activity. The record is from RefSeq and is a predicted model, not a curated record.